AUCUGGACCUCGUGAUCAAACCUGUUCACUCACCGAUCGUCGCGACCGGAGGAAAAUCAGCCUUUAAAAGAUCUGAGGAAUUUAACAGCGAACCAGAGACACGCCAGGUCGUUGCACACUGAACAGGACACCAUGGUCCUCUGGCUAUGAGACACAGGGAGCAAUGGCGGGUUGGCACCGGGUAACCUCCCUCUCGGUCGGUUUGUUGUUGUUGCUGCUGUCGGCUCAGAGCACCGGGAGACCGAGGGAAAAAUGUCCGGGCGACAAGUCUUGUCCGUCCACAAGACCUCCUGUGGUCCUCAUCCCGGGGGAUCUGGGGAACCAGCUGGAGGCGAAGCUGGAUAAACCCAGCGUGGUCCACUACAUCUGCUACAAGAAGACUGACUCGUUCUUCACGUUAUGGCUCAACCUGGAGCUGCUCGUCCCGGUCGCCAUCGACUGCUGGAUCGACAACAUCAGGUUGAUUUACAACAGAACCACACACACCUCCUCGUCACCGCCGGGCGUGGACAUCCGCGUCCCCGGCUUCGGAAAGACCUUUUCCCUGGAAUACCUGGACCCCAGUAAACGCAGCGUGGGCAUGUAUUUCUUUAGCAUAGUGCAGGCGCUAGUGGAGUGGGGCUACACCAGAGACGACGAUGUGAGAGGAGCUCCGUACGACUGGAGGAAAGCCCCAAAUGAGAAUAAAGAGUACUUCCUGGCGCUGCAGCACAUGAUCGAGGAGAUGUCUGAGAAGGCCGGUGGGCCCGUGGUGCUGAUCGCGCACAGCAUGGGCAAUAUGUACACCUUGUACUUCCUCAACCAGCAGCCGCAGGCCUGGAAGGACCGAUACAUCAAGGCGUUCGUGUCUCUGGGGCCUCCGUGGGCCGGCGUGGCCAAGACCCUGCGCGUGGUCGCCUCUGGUGAUAACAACCGAAUCCCGGUGAUCAGCCCGUUAAAGAUUCGCUCCCAGCAGCGUACUGCCGUCUCCACCAACUGGCUGCUGCCUUACUCUCACACAUGGGACAAAGAUCAGGUCCUGGUCCAAACGCCCACCACCAACUACACCGUGCAGGACUACGAGCGUCUCUACAAGGACAUCGGUUUCACCGACGGCUGGCAGAUGCGCCAGGACACGGAGCCGCUGGUGUUCGACCUCACUCCUCCCGGGGUCGCCGUCCACUGCCUGUACGGCACCGGCGUCCCCACGUCCGCCGCCUUCCAGUACUCGGACAAGUUCCCCGACGUGGAGCCCACAGUGGUGUACGGGGACGGCGACGGCACGGUGAACCUGCGCAGCGCCAUCCAGUGCAAGCGGUGGGUAGGGCAGCAGAAGCAGCCCGUGAUCCUGAGGGAGCUCCCGGGUAACGAGCACGUGGACAUGUUGACCAACGUCACCACCGUGGCGUACAUCAAGACCGUGCUGUUCCCUUCCUGAUUUCAAUUUUAAAAGGCCAAAAAAAAAAAAAAAAAAAAGACGGCGGGACCUGGACCGACUCCCCUCACCCGUCUCUUUACAAACUGCCAAAUAUAUGCCCCAUCUCCCUCUCCUCCGCCACAGUGCUCAAGACAAAGUGUUUCAAUUUUAUAGGAUAAAUUUUUAGAUUAAUUUUAUAGCUGUAAUUCCUCAAUCGAUGUUGAUGUCGGGUUGUUUACGUUUUAUAGCAGAUUUCAGAAGAUUUUCCACGCGAAAUGAGCGGAACCAGAAACCAGGGACUCUCAGUUUGGGCUAAAUUGAGCAACUAAUCAAAGUCUGGUCGUUUAUCAGUGUUGUAAAUGAGAUUUGAACUGAACUCCUUCAACUAUAUUAAUGUUAAAAUUGUCACUAGCUAAAUUGUAAACCACAUACUUUAUUUGUACCUUUCUAUAAAUGAUGUUAGGUUUUAUGAAAACGUCUUGAUUUCUAAUAUAUAUUUUCAUUGUUUUUUUUUUUUUACACGCAGCCAAGCUGUUUUUUUUUUAUCAUCUCACUGUUACACGAGUCACUCUAGCAUUGAUUUCACAAUGUUUUUUUUUUUUUUAAAUAUAUAUAUAUACACACACACACACAUAGGAAAAUGCAUUGUUCAGAUUUAAACUUCAUACCUCAAUAAAUAAAUUCUUUGAGUUUGAUUCAAAGCUCUCGAAAAGAAGAAGUGGGCACAGA
Messenger RNA from Mugil cephalus (flathead mullet), 2125 nucleotides. RefSeq names its product phospholipase A2, group XV (gene pla2g15). Gene Ontology annotation, biological process: ceramide metabolic process; phosphatidylcholine metabolic process. The record is from RefSeq and is a predicted model, not a curated record. Lineage: Eukaryota; Metazoa; Chordata; Actinopteri; Mugiliformes; Mugilidae. Gene Ontology annotation, cellular component: lysosome. The coding region runs from base 164 to 1417 and encodes 417 amino acids. The transcript is spliced from 7 exons.